This is a messenger RNA of Bursaphelenchus xylophilus (pine wood nematode), 16841 nucleotides long. Lineage: Eukaryota; Metazoa; Nematoda; Chromadorea; Rhabditida; Aphelenchoididae. The record is from the annotation of a GenBank genome assembly.
AUGUACAGCAACAGUGCGUUGUACAGCAUGCUGGAGCGGCGGUUUUUGGCGGCACUGAGUGGUGAGGAGGAGGUGUCGGCGAGCUCGAGUGAUUCGAAUAUUCUUCUAGGUAGGUGGAGGUGGAAUUACUAAAAAAUUGGUGAAAAAAUGCAUUUACUGGCUUGAAAUAACUGUCAGCUUGCUGAAUAUUGAUUUUUCAAUAUUUGUUCCGUCUUAAAUUUUUAUUAUUUCCCCUAAAAUGCGCUGAUUUCCUUACUAUCUUGGCUAUUUUCCCCAAAAAAAUAAAAAAACUAGAUCAUUUCCAAGUUUCUACCGUAAUAUCAGUCUGUCGGAAAAAUAACGGCGGAUUGUCGCGCCUCGGAAUCGCCCAUCAUCGCUUAGCGACUUCAAGCCGCGGCUGGGAAUUUGGUGCGCGAUAUCGGCGAAGCGAGACAUUUUGAUGCGACGAUCCGCCGUUAUUUUCCCGACAGACUGAUACUAUCAUAAUAUUCCAUUCCCAGUCUGAUGUAGGCCACUACAAAUGAAAACCCACUCCCUGAUAUUGAUUAUGCAUUCGUAAAUAACUAUUUUUUGCAUACACCCACAAGUUUCAUCGCAAUUUCGAAGUUUAGCCAGAGUUUUGUCGAACAUUGCGCUACAGUAGGCUGUUGUUUAUUUUGGACAAUGUUUAUCAGGUCCUGUAAUGUGCCAUGAAAAUUUUAUUUGGUUUUGCACAGUGCAGUUUCGAAAAUGAGCAAUUAGAUACUAGUCGCGGAAAAAAGUCCUGGGAAUUUCUCGCGGCCGUCGCGCUCCGAAAAGUUGAUUUGUCGCUGCGAAACGCGGGAAUCGCGCGCGACAAUAAGGCAAAAUCAACAAAAUUGCACUGUGCAAAAGCACUUUUCGGGUUCAUGCACAGUGCAGAGUCGCAGAAAAUUCCCAGGACCUUUUUCCGCGACUAGUAGUAAUACUCUAAUAAAUUUUGAUUUCUUGAGUCUUCAUACGACAUGUGGAGGACACUCUUUAAUCCUCAUAUCCUAAUAUAGCCAAUUUUUCCUUGUAGGGCGAAAAAAACUGUAUUUCUUUUAUUGCACUGUGCAGUUUUUGAAUUUGCUAUUGCACUGUGCAAAGCAUCUUCAAACUUCAAAAUUUCGCUUUCAUCAAUUUUAUGAAACCCCAGUUUUUCAAGAAACCAAAUUUAGGACCCUCAGGGUAUCCCCGCACCGUGCAAACAUCUCUUUUAUUCUCUGCACAGUGCAAUUUUCCCAAUUUUUGUCUGCACAGUGCAAACGUCGCAAAUCGAAAGGUGAAGAAAGCAUUAUGACUUAGUCUAAAGUAUCAUCCGGUAAAAGCACCCUUCCCAUGAUACAAAUUAGUACAGCAAUUAGAGAACUGCGUUAUUGUGACGCUCCGAAUUCUUUUCAUUUCCAACAAAUCUGAUAUCCCCCUUUUUGAGGCGAUUAGAUGGGGAUGGUUAAUCCGGCAAACGCGUGGAAGUUGUACGAAAAAUAUCUUGUUUCAUAAUGCCGAUUACGGGUCUUUUGUGUGGAGAAAACAGUCUUAAAGGGUAUUUCAUCUUUCGCACUGUGCAGUGGAACGUUUUCAGGAAAUUGGUUUUUGCACGGUGCGAUGGACACUUUGUGUCGCGAAGGUAUUUUUACUGCACUGUGCAAUGUUUUCCAAUUUUUGCACAGUGCAGAAAACGAAUUUUUUCGUUCGCACUGUGCAAUAAAUUUGUUUCUAGGUUUUGCACAGUGCAGACAACAAAUUUUUCUUUCGCACUGUGCAAUGACUUUUUUUUAGAUUUUUGCACAGUGCAGACAACAUUUUUUUCCUUUGCACAGUGCGAUAAGAUGUCUUGGCGAUUUUGCACUGUGCGAGGGACUUUUUGUGUCGCAAACAUCUUUUUUCUGCACUGUGCGAUGAUUUCAACUUUUCGCACUGUGCAAUGACUUUUUUUAGAGUUUCGCACUGUGCAGACAACAAUUUUUUUCUUUUGCACUGUGCGAUAAGAUGUCUUGGCGAUUUUGCACCGUGCGAUGGACUUUUUGUGUCGCAAACAUCUUUUUUCUGCACUGUGCGAUGAUUUCAACUUUUCGCACUGUGCAAUGACUUUUUUUAGAGUUUGCACAGUGCAGACAACGAAUUUUUUCUUUUGCACAGUGCAAUAAGAUGUCUUGGCGAUUUUGCACUGUGCGAUGGGCUCUUUGUGUCGCAAACAUCUUUUUUCUGCACUGUGCAAUGAUUUUAACUUUGCGCACUGUGCAAUGACUUUUUUCUGCGUUUCGCACCGUGCUGACAACACAUUUUUUCUUUUGCACAGUGCAACCCCCAAAAACAGCCCACUACAGCACACUUGCGUCAAGAAUGGAAUAAAAAUUCCGUCUAUGUCCCUCGAAUGUGUCAUUUCGUUACCGUAGCCCUCCAUGAAGUCAGAUGUUUGUGAGGUAUGAGUCAAUUACUGUGUUAGCUUUUAAUUCUUUCGCAAAAACACACACCCCCACGCCCCCUACUUGGUAUGCCGCUAAUGGAGUAUUCAAUUAAGUCGUUGAGUUUCCGAAUUCGAAUUGAAAUUUUCCUUUUGACUCUUUGACUCGAGAAAAAAAGGGCCCAAAAUGCGUGGGCUGGAUGAGAAGAGAGCGGCCGAAAAAGUUUGCGGCCAAAAAGUUUUCAUCGCUCCCCGAGCAGAUGUGUUUUUUCAAGCGGGAAAGAACGGCUUUCGAAGCCGGAUUUUCGCUAGCCGAUUUUUCGAAAUUAAAAAAAAAUUUUUUUUCAAAAAAAAAUUUUUUUCAAGAUACCAUAAGUAAUACAUAUGUGGGUCAGCAAACAUCCUGAAUAGCCUAAUAAAAGGCUUUUUUUAUCUUGUACCUUCAAAAAAUUGAUUUUUAAUUGAAAAUUUGCACUUUUUCGCGAUUUUUGGCCAAAUUUUGUGCAAUUUUGGUAAAAUACGUGGUUUUCAGGGUCCAUAGCACUUUUAUCGACAACAUUUAGGCUUCGGAUUACGGUAGAUCCUAAAAAAAUUUGGACUUUACCUUGAAUCCUUUAAAAAAAACAAAGAAAAAUUCAAUUUUUUGAUGAUUUUUUGGACUUUCAAAAAAAUAGUUGAUGUUUUGACCUUUAUCUUCUUUCUACUGUAAUUUCCGGUCCCCCAACCAUUCCUAAGCACCUCUUUGUGCGCCAAAACCGAACCAAUUCGACAUUUUCGGAGCAAUUUUUUCAUCCCCCCCUUGAGAUGUCCAUUCUAAUCCCAUGCCCUAAGGCUUCGGAAUGAAGAACGGGGAAUGUUCUGAUAUGGCAGCGCACUUUUAUUUUCCGGUCGGCCACGUCAGUUUUCAUGUUUUAAUUUCUCGCUCUCUCCCCACUAUGAAUAAUAUAAGACGUUCGGAGCGCGUUCGUGGUGUGUACAUGAUUUACAUACGCGCCCUUUUUGAUGUUCUUGUUUGACACUUGACUUCGUUCCGAUGUUCCAUCGCGGCACGUGCUUUUAGGCAAUGAGUUUUUGAGGUUGCACGGUGCAAUUUAAAAUCUAGAGGAUUUUGCACGGUGCGGCGGGAAAAUCUUGAUUUUUCAUAGUCUAAGCGACAAUUUUAAGGAAUGUAAAGUGUCUUAAAAAAUUUUUAUGUCUUUACUUCUAUCGUAGAUUUCAUUUUUUACAGGUUUUUCCAGUGCACUAUGCGAAAAAUAUGUUUUUAUUUUUUGCACGGUGCGGCGGAAAAAUCUUGAUUUUUCAGGAUGCAUGGGACAAUUUUGAAGAAUACAAAGUGUCUAUAAUUUUUUUAAGUGUUCACUUUUACUACAGACAUCAUUUUUUUACGAAAUUUUUUAUUGCACGGUGCGAAAAAUUAUUUUGAAUUUCUUGCACCGUGCGGAGGAAAAAAUGUUGAUUUUUCAUGAUUCAAGCAAAUAUUUUGAGGAAUGUAAAGGGUCUUGAAAAAUCUUUAAGUCUUUACUUCUACCGUAGAUAGCAUUUUUUUGCAAAAUUUUUCCUUGCACUGUGCGAAAAACAUUUUUUAAUUUUUGCACAGUGCAAGAGAAAGUUUUGAAAAUUUUGCACCGUGCGGCGGAAAAAUCUAGAUUUUUCACGAUGCAAGCGACAAUUUUGAGGACUUUGAAUUAUCCUAGACUUUUUUUGAGCUUUUAUUUCUCCCGUAGACACAUUUUUUACAAUUUUUUCCACCGCACGGUGCGAAAAAAUUUCUUAAUUUUUUGCACAGUGCGGAGUUCAAAACUCAAAAUCUUGCACGGUGCAAACAAGCCGAGCAAAAAUUUCGAAAAUUUUUCCAGAACUUUGAACGCUUUGUCCAAUGUUCCUCUGCACGAAGCGACAGUUCUCCCAAUGUGUUCGGAUUUCCCCCGUUUGCGGCCGGAAAGCGGCCCGACGAGCCCCCCAAAAGAAAUUCUCUCUCCAAACGCGGAUUUGGCCCAGUGUUUCUCGGGGCCCGAGGGCGACACACACUGCGGUGUGUGUGUGCUGCGGGACGCCCGGUCUCGAGGCAUAUAAUGUGCUUGCUCGUUUCUUUUUUUCCUUCCGCUGUGAACGCCAAGGGGGGGGGCGAUGGAGCGAGAAUUUGAGAAAAUUUUCUCUUCGUCUCCUGUUUUUCCUCCUUGGCCUUCGGGGCAAGUUCGGACCGAACGUUUCGGGCGGAUGAAAGGAAAAGUUUUUAAUGCGCGGCGUCGAAUUUCGAGGGCUUGACAUUGGAGACGCUGCAACGCGGUUCCGCUCUUCGAAUUCGUUGCAGAACAUGAUGCAAUGUCUCAAGAGGGUCUUCGAGUUAUGUAUUGUGGUCUUUAAGCUUCAAUGAAAUUAGAGAUUUCCAUGAAAUAACAAUUUCGUUUUACAUUAGCCAUAAAUUUGAUGGGGUUCGGAGAUUGCCAAUUUUAAGUGGUUGUUGUUGGUGUAGCUGGCGGGCAAUUGAACCUAGUUAGUUUUUGAAGGCUUGUCAACAUACUAUGAAAGUUUUUUCUGUCUGGAAGAUUUUGUUUUAUCAAAAAAUAAGACUUUAUAUUAUCUUAUCCAUCAAACUAAUGUCCGGCAAAGAUUUGUCGGUUUUGAGGUUUCUUCAUAGAAUGCCCUGCGGGAAAAUAGUUUUGAAAUGUAGCUAAUUCCUCAAUAGUUAUAAUUUUACAAUGAUUUAUUGAAAGUAUUGUACACUUUUUUCAUUUACAGAACUUUUAUCUUACCUUUCCCAUCUAUCUAGCCUCAAUUUAAAUUUUAUUCUUUUUCUAUGACCUGUUACAUCUGUCAUUUCCUCAUACCAUCUCAAAAGCUUGUUUCUGCUCUUAUCUGUCAGCUAAACACUUAGUCAUGUCACAGUUUGGCCAUAUCUUUAUAUUGCGACCCCAUAAAGCCCGGUUAUAACCGGAUGCAAAAACCAGUUGUUUUGGCCCAAAUCGAAUGAAAAUACAAGGGCCGGAAGAGCUCAAGCACCUGGCCAAUUGGUUUUCUAUCCGACUCGUCAUAUGCCCUGAGGGGAAAUAAAAUGUUUUAAGGGAGUUUCCUCUUUUUUUUUUGAUUUUUUUGAGUUUACAGGGGAUUUUUCACUUUUUUCCCUUUGAUAGUAAUCUAAUAAAUGCAGCUGCCUACAGACUGUUUUUUAGGCAUUCAAAACAACAGUUACGCCCUCGCAACCUAUUCAGAUUGAAAAUUCGCAAUAAAUAUCAAAUCAUCGAAAACGUGGGAAUGGGUAAUUGGCAGGAAUGUGUGAAAAUAAAAUAUCAAGUGUUUAGCCAGUCUUCAAGUCUACACUAAAUGUUUUUUGAAUUUUUAAAUGCAUUUGUAAGCAUUUUUGAUUAAUUUGGAGACAUUGCACAGUGCAAUGAUCACUUCAGGCUAUUGCACGGGGCAGAAGCUACAUUUCUUGCGCAGUAUCCGAAGAAAACACUUGAUUACACCUCGCCAAGGAUAUUUUAUCGCAGAGUGCAAGAAUUUGUCGCUUGCGCACAGUGCAAUAUCAGUCUGUCGGGAAAAAAACGGCGGAUCGUCGCAGCGAAAUGUCUCGCCUCGCCGCUAUCGCGCACCAAAUCCCAAGUCGCGGCUUGCAGUCGCAAAGCGAUGAUGAGCGACUCCGAGGCGCGACGAUCCGCCGUUUUUUUCCCGACAGACCGAUAGUCCAAAUUGUUUUUUGCACAGUGCAGCGGGAAGAUUUGGCCGCACAGUGCGGAAGGCUAGAUGUAUCGCACUGUGCGUUUUCUGACAUAGUGUACUGACAUAUAUUUUUACAUCUGCACCGUUUUUACAGUAAAAAACGCUUUCCGCACGGUGCAAUUCUCUUACAAAAGUUCGCACGGUGCAAUAAACCCGACAAACUACUGCACAGUGCAGCCCCAACCCCACAGUUUUUUCGACAUUUUUGGGCUUUCCGUAGGUGUGAGUAUCACAAAUAUAGUUUAUUGACGUCGCUUUGCGUUGUUUCGGUUACGUAUUUGCUCCCACGGGGGCUAAAAUUGUAAAAUUUUCUCAUCGGUUGUAAUUGGAACUCUCUUAAUUGGAAACUGUAAGUUCUCCGCAAAAAGUGUGUUUCUGAAAUUCGAAGAAAGAUAUCGUAGUUUAAUCUUCAUCUACAAAAACGAGUUUACGAAAAAAUCGCCUUGUUUGCCGCUACAAUAAAAUGAUUUUUGCCCUCAGGCGAUGUUUUCAAUUUUUCGACGACAAAUGUCAGCGUUGUUCGUGGCACCAAGUUUUGAUGAUUUCACUCACUUUUUCGCCGCAUUUUGCGACAAAUCCCCUCCUCCGCACUGUGCAAUGACAAAGAAUAUCCUCCGCACAGUGCAGCCUUCUAAUCGUCUUGUCGGCUUGCUCUACCAUCCAAAAAUUUUUACAACUUGCCGCAGACGCCGAAAAUAGAAUUUUUAUUCUUCUUGAGUCCUCGAAAUCGCGAGAUAAACCCGAACUAAUCAUCCGCUAAUUAGCCAAAUGUUCUGCUUCUGGAAUUAUCGGCUCAAGGCGGGCUUAAAUAUCUUGGUAUGGGCAUGCCUGAGAGAUUUGGUGGGCAUAUUUCAUUUUGUGAACAUAGUUGUUAUGCCUUUAGAUAGCUACUAUCGCGCUGGAAACGCUUAGAAAUACUGUUUAAAAUUUUCGGAUUUUUCUGGGUUGAGGCUUUUCAGAGUGAUGUUACAGUACCCGCAGUGACUCUAGGGCUUUAAAUUUUUCACUGAAAUUUCUGCAUAGAGUCUAGUUAGUCGCUAUAUAUCGAUUUUUGACGUCAGCUCCCAACUGCAUAGGAUUAAACGCCAUAAAACCUGCAAUCUUUUUGUUUUCAACUUUUUGUAGGUCUUCACAUUGCACAGUGCAAAAAUAGUACUUCCACUCGCUGUAAUUCUUCAAAAUUUCGAGUGUAGAACUGCCAUAGUAUCUACUUUUAGAUACCACAAUUGAUUUUUAAUUUUGUCCCCUCAGGGCAUGAAAAAUGAGCGACCUAGGAAAAGUCAUCGGUUUUCGCCCAAAUUUUUUUCUUUUUAAUUUCCAAUUGUCGCGCUGUUAUAAACACCCAAAAUCCGCCGUUAGCAAUGACGCUAGGCAACCCUAAUUCCCCCCAAUUACCUCCAACUCCCCAUGCACACGCCACCACACAUAUUAAACUACCUCUUUGCCCCCAUCUACCGGUCGCAUUUCCGCUCUCAAUUAUCAUUUUUUUUCGGCCCACGCUCCUGACGUCGACCUCACGCUCGAUUUGAAAUUCCCUCUCAACGAAUUUCGGAAGCCCCAAAACUUUCAUCCUCGAAUUUUAAUAUUCCUUUGCUUCCGUGGACUGGGAGGGAUACGCCGCGUUUUGGGCUUAAAAAUAAGGAAGUGAAAAUGAGCCGGACUUUUUUUUUAAUCGCACUGUCUGGAAUGUGUUUGGGGAGAAAAUUUGAAAAGAGAAUUUCAUUUUCUGUUGUUGGAAAUUUUGCACAGUGCGGUGGGUUUUGAAGAUUUUUGGAUUUGCACUGUGCAAUUGAAUUUUUUUUGACUGCACAGUGCAGUAGAAUUUCUUGCACUGUGCAGUUGAUUUUUUUGACUGCACAGUGCGAACUUUUCCGAAUUUUUUUGCACAGUGCGACAAACUCAACUAUUGCACAGUGCAAUAAAUUUUUUUGCACAGUGCAAAAAAACAAAGUUGAAAACUGCACAGUGCAGUAAAUUUUCUUGCACUGUGCAGUUGAUUUUUUUUGACUGCACAGUGCAUUAAGAUUUUUGUCGCGCGAUGCGAACAUUUUUUUUUUGCACUGUGCGGUAAAAAAUGAUUUUCUGCACGGUGCAGUCAAACUGCUUCGACUGCACAGUGCGGUAAAUUUCUUUGGCACAGUGCGAACUUUUCCGAAAUUUUUCGCACAGUGCGGUAAAAAAUGAUUUUCUGCACCGUGCGAAAAUAAAAAAAAAAUUUUCGCCCUGUACUCCAGCUCCCAGAACGCUUUCCCAACCCUCCCAAAAUAGCAAAUGCAUACCAAAUAAGAAGCGAUGAAUAUCCCGUCUAAAUUUGCAUAUUCCAUUCGAAUUCUCGAUUUGCAUGACGCCAAAAGGUGUCAAUUUUCUUUGCGUCGGGGGUCGGAUUACAUUUAUCGGGAAACUCGCUUGUUUUUGUACCAUAAAGAGAAGAAAGAAAAGGACGGGGGCGUCGAAAAUUCAUUCUAUUUUGGUGAAGAAUCUUUUGGUCAAGGGGCACUCCUUGAUUUCCAUAUUAAGAAUACGAUUUCUCCGCUAUCUGAGCGGUCUUUUAUUUCUUUUACAACCGUGUUAUCAGACCAGGACGUUUGCCUACACUCAAAUUCAUAUCAAUUUAGACCUCAGACCAGAGGAAAUUAAAGGUUUUAUUGAUAAAAUUUUUUGAUUUUUUGCACUGUGCAAAAUUUUUUUGAUUGCACUGUGCAAAAAAUUUUUUUACUGCACAGUGCAAUUUUUUUCACUGCACUGUGCAAAAAAUUUUUCUAACCGCACCGUGCAAAAUUCUUUCUCACUGCACUGUGCGAGAAAUUUUUUGAAUGCACGGUGCAAAAAAUUUUUGGCUGCACUGUGCAAAAAAUUUUUUUCUGCACUGUGCGAAACUUUUUUUGAGAUUGCACCGUGCAAAAUUUUUUUUAUUGCACUGUGCAAAAUUCUUUCUCACUGCACUGUGCGAAAAAUUUUUUGAAUGCACCGUGCAAAAUAUUUUCGUAUUGCACUGUGCAAAAUUUUUUUUUGCUGCACGGUGCAAAAAAAUUUCGACUGCACUGUGCAAAAAAACUUUUUAACCGCACUGUGCAAAAUCCUUGAAAAAUUUGCCAUUUUGAACACCAAAAAUUUUUCUCAUCCACUUUUUUGUGUCUAGACGUUCAAACAUUUCAAUCUUUCUACUUUAUUUUACCAUUUCUCCCAACUUUUUUUGCAGUGGGCAGACUGUUUAUAAAACCGUUGACUCAUAGUGUCUCAAAUUUGUUUGAUUUGCAAAGGAAAUAUGUUGGCGUGGGGGCUUUUUAUUGUGCGGGUUCGACGUUCUCCUUAGGCCGGUCGGAUUUGUAGUUUAAGGCGCUGAAGUGAGGUGGUGUAAAUUUCGAUAUUUGAUAUGAAUUUGGUCUAAAAAUAGGCUGAGUGCUGGUUGCAAAUUGUGUGGGAAGCUUUUAGAGACUGUUUACAGUAGCUUCUUUCUUUUCUUACAGUUUAAUUUUUAGUUUUUUACCAAAAUUUAUAUUGUACUAGACAUCAGCUCACAAAAAUGCCUAUUUUACCUAUUUUUCGAUCAAAUUCGUAGAUUUUUUGAUUUCCUAGACGUCAAGUAGGAUAGUAAGUUGCAUUUUGAAUAGGAAGAAUUGAGUUUUCAUCUGAAUUUUACAGCAUACUAACUAUUUUUUAACUUUGAUGACUUUUCAAAAUUAUGGUCUAAAAAUGCGAAUGCCGUAAAAAAUGAUGUCUAAAAUAAUAUUUACAGCCCAUGUUGUGUCUCUAGCUCGUGGAUUUUCUAUUCUGUAACGAAUUUACUUUUGGUUACAAACGUUUUUUUUACAUUUUUUUUUGAGAUUUUUCGAAGUUUUUCAAACUUUUUUUCUGUCGGGAAAAUAACGAGCACAAUGUCGCUGCGCAAAUCUUGUCGCUGAAGUGAAAAGCAAUUUGAUUUUUUUGCGAUACAAUUCAUUCUUUGCGAUUUUCGAUCUGGCUGAAUGCUCAUUAUUUUCCCGACAAACCGAUAUCUUGUGAUUUCUGGAGAAAACUUGCCUAGCCUCUUCUAUUCCACACUCUAAGACAACUCCAGCUCUUGAGACUCUUGCCAAAUUCUCACCUCAACCCCUUCUACCCUUGCAUUUUUUCUCGGCGGGAGCUCAAUCCCCCCUCCCUUCCUUGCUUCGGCCGGUCUCAUUUUUUUCGAAUUUUUGCCUCUUUUACCGGCCCUGUUUGUUCACGUUUCGGAAUUAAACAGGGGAGUGGUGGAAGAAGAAGAAGAAUGCGACACCGAGUACUCAUGAGGGUUAAUGGUCUUUCUGUCCGCCUCUUCGUCUUCGUCGCGACCCGCUCUCCGCUCGCUCCACCCGUCACUUUGUGGCCGCAAAAAACAAAGGACGAACUCGCGGCUGAUAUCAUGCGCUAAUCGCGACCGAGUUUCCGGGAUUUCUGGGAUGUUUUUGUGGCUUAUUGUUUGACUAGCGACCUGUAGUGGAGAUUAGGAUUGGGAUUUUUUGGGGGAGUUCUUGCAAAGGGAUGUGAUGAGUCAUGUUGGAGAUGAAUUUUUAGGAUGUCAGAUAAGCGAUAAGCUUUUGUUUUUUCCAUUUCGUAACAGGUUGGGGACACUCUUUUCUUCACUGUACACGAUGUUAUCUAGUCUUGCUUUUCUAGGACACAUUUUAUACGAAAAAGAAAAAAUCAUACUUUUUCGGCUUUCAAAAGUUUUUAUCGUAUAAAAUGUCCCCCUUAUCAGGAUGGUUUAGAUGUUUAUUUUUUAUGAGUUCUCUGGCUCACCAUCUAUUUCCAAAAACAAAAUUUUUCCUCAAUUUUCCUUAAGGAUCUUCAAUAAGUGACAUUUUAUACGAUGUCUCCGAGAGAUCCAAACUUUUGCUUCUUUUCAAUUUUUAUCGUAUAAAAUGCCACCGUCUGCAGAAUUGUCUAGGUAUUUUUGCUUUUUGCAUUCUCAGACUCACCAUCUUUCUCAAAAAACAAUUUUUUCCUUCAUCCUGCCUUAGGGCUCUUCGAAAUGUGACAUUUUAUACGAUGCCUCCAAAAAUCCCAACGUUUACUUCUUUUCCAUUUUCAUCGUAUAAAAUGUCACUUAUGUUGGAUUUUUAAAAACACUACACCGACCUGACUUCAAUACCCUCUCCAACGCAUAAUUUAUUCCAUUCAAAUACAUGAGUAUCUUGCACUUUUCGUCAUCUUCCCAUCAAAGUUCCCAUGAAGCCCCCGUUUACCGUACGACCCGGCUUGAAUAAACUUAAUUACCUGCCGCGUAAUAAGCACACAAGCCCAAACGUUCGUUCGGAUGUGUUAGCAGUCGCCGUGGGCGCACUAAUACACAUUUUAAUUUCGUUUUCGGUUUCCUUGAGGGGCUUCGCUUGACUUUACUCGGAACCGCGGGCCCUCGGACUUGCGAAACGCCCUGAGACGGAAUUAAACUCGGCCCCAAGUGUGUUGGUGUAAUUGCAUUGUAGCAUGGUGUUGCUUUUUAUGGGCCUUGACGAGUAUUUUGAGUGCUUCUUGAAGCCGUUUACGGGCCGGUUUGGGGGCUAAAAUAAGGUGCAGAUAAAAGGGUUCGUAUCAAAAAGUUGGUACUACAUACUAUGUAAAUUGUAUUCGUAUCUGAAAGAAAACGUCAUGGGUUCGCUGUAAAGAGGAUUUUUUUCUUGUACAAGCUCGGUUAUCCUGUCAUACAUCAGUAUAUUCACCAUGGCCUUUAGUCUUGAAGGCUUUUGAAAAAUGGCUUAUAGUAAAAUUUGGGAGAUGUGUCCUGAAACGUUAUGGCUUUUCUAAGAUUUUACAGAGCUCAGAGUUCUUGUGUUACUAUAUUGCAUCGUCUUGCCUGAGGCAAUUUUUUCAAAAAUCACUUUUUUCAAGAACCGUCUUUUCUCGUUGAAAUUUCUAAAUGUCGUAUUAAAAUCGUAUUUUAGAACGCUAUAGAGGGUUACGUCAUGGCUUAAAAUUAACUAUGAAUCUUUUGCUAUCUUCUGCUAUCAUUUAAUCCAUCAAAACCCUUCAAUUUUUUCCAUAAAUCGCCAUUUUCCCCAGCUUCUUCUGUUCGCGUACUUCAAUAUCCCCAACCCCCAACUGACCUUUUCCCCUACACUUCAGGCGCGUCGGAGGAGCGAUUCCCGACGGUGAAUGACCUGCAGCGUCUCCUGAUGAUGAGUCCCACGCUGGCCCAUCAACGCAAACCCGCCACGAUGCUGGACAAACUGCCCAAGAUCGAAGCGCCCUCGCCCACCGGCAAGAAGUCGUGCGAGACGCUGAAGACGCCGGACGGGCGCCGCAUCACCCUGAAAAACAACCAGCAGAUGAGUUGUUUGCGGCUGGUGGAGCCGAAUGACUUCCUGAAGACGCCGACGUCGGCGCGCACGCCCACCAUCCAGUCGCCGCUGAAGACGGCCGCGUCGCUGGUGCACGCGGACGACUUGAACACGCCGAGUUUGUGUUUGAGCAGCGCCACGCCGAAGAACGCGGUGCAGGCGUUCUUCGGCGACCACGAGCCCUUGCUGACGGGUAAGGGCGAAGCGAGGAGGUUGCACGAAAUUUGCUUACUUUGAAAUUUGAAUUUUUUUUUGCAAAAAUUUGCAUAAUUUUUUUUUAAAAAAAAGUUUGAAUUUUCAAAUUUUCACUGGGAAAACGAUAAAAAAUGUGUCAAAAUUUAUUUUUAAAAUACGUAGUGCGUAUUUUGUACGAAAUUAUUACCAAAAAUUUGCAUAUUCAAAAGAUUUGAAUAUUCAAAUUUUUUAAAAAUUAUUCAAAUUUAAAAAAAUAUCUCUUCAAAUCAAUCAAAAAACAUAAAAUUAAAAAAAAGUAUUUUUUAAAAAUUUGCAUAAACCAAAAAAAGUACAGAAUAAUGAUUUUCCGCUUUUAGCGAAUAUCGAAAUUUCCACAGUGGUGUCGCAAUCAACGACAACUGCUCAAAGUACGUAAAUGAUUAGUCGACGUUCUUGUCUGUGCUGUGAAUCUUUCUAGGCCAUUUACCAUGUUAUUUUGCCAAAAUUACUCUGGGUUUUUUCGGAAAUUUGCAAUUUUUCGGCAGUAAAUUGGUGACGGCUUCUUUUAGUGUUAGAAAACUGUAGUCUGUGUAAACUAUAUGAACCUGAGAAGACUUGUAGAGCAAUUUUGACUUGUUUUCAGCCUCGACAGCGCAAUCUACAGCAAGCGAAGCCACCUCGACCAAUGCCGACCCGUCCGUCAAUCAGGCCAAGGACCACAAAACGAACACCACUUUCACCAUCAAAGGAAGCAUCAGCACGUCGCCCGGACUGAGUGCAACUCUUUUCCAAUUCUCUCCCAUCGUUGAACACUUUCUACAUUCCUUCAAAACCCCCAACCUCCUCAAUAUGGACGCAAAAACUGAAAAUGAGCUUGAUAAAGUGAGUCAAACUAGUUUUUACCAACAUAAUUUUGUAUACAAAGGAGCAUUGACCUUAUUGAAACGUAGCAUUGUUAUUUCCGGCCAUUUCGUAUUCCGCACGGUGCAAAAAUUUGAAAAAGAGUGACCGCACUGUGCGAAAAUAAAAAAUUUCCGAUUGCACAGUGCAGAGAUGAAAAUUUCGGAAUUUUUUGGUGUCACAUGUGUAAAUUACACCUAUGCGUUCAUUGCGGUAUCAUUUUUGGCCAUUUUGUAUUAUGCACGGUGCAAAAAUUUGAAAAAAAUGGCUGCACAGUGCGAAAAUAAAAAAGUUCUGACUGCACAGUGCAGAGAUGAAAUUUUUGAUAUUUUUGGCAUUGACUAUGUUUAUUACACCUCAGCGUUUAUUAGGGCACCAUCUUUGGCCAUUUUGUACUACGCACGGUGCAAAAAUUUGAAAAAGAUUGACCGCACUGUGCGAAAAUAAAAAAUUCCCGAUUGCACAGUGCAGAGAUGAAAUUUUUGAAAAUUUUUGCAACGCAUAUGUAAAUUACAAACAUUUUACUGUCAAAUUUAUAUACUACUCACGUUUCUGCACAUCGCAAUAAUCUCAAUUUUCUCACCGCACAGUGCAAUUUCCAUCUUCCAAGUUUCUGCACAGUGCAAUGCGAAAAAAUUAUUUUUAUCGCUUGCAAAGAUUGUAAAAUCAAUUUUUCAGGAGAAAAAAUCGCAUGAAUCCGGCGAUUACAUGGGGCAGAAAUGCCAGAGCGGCAAAUGCUCAACCUCUUCGGAGCCCAGUUUCAGCACCCAUCAGAUGAAUUACACUCACAUUAAGGAAGAGCCCAACACUCAUACGCAAUUGGGACUGCCUGUCGGAUAUCAGGUAGGUUACUUUUGGGCGAUUUUUUGGUCGAAUUUUUUUUUCGAUUUUUGAAAUUUUUUUUUUUUUUUUUUUUUUUUUCUAAAUUCUCGAAAGGACAAUGAAAGGAUGCAGGCAAUUUUCCGAACGUAUUUUACCCAAAUUUGUAACAGGAAAUCCCUCUUUUUCAAUGAAAAAUUCAAAAAAUUUUGUUUCAGAUCCACCAAAGCUUCAGCUGCUCAGUGGUCCCCUUCCCCGACAACCCUCAACUCCCUCGCACCUCACUGGAAGCCCAAUCCUUUACGAAUAUCACUCCUUCCGCCUCCAACGCGCCCUCCGCCGCACCCUCUCGACCCGCCUCCACGAUGAACAUGGCGGGCGGAUUUCAGCCGAAGCUCGAGCCAAUGGACGACUACUACCCCAUGUCGCAGUACCCCGGCCCCAGCAUGUUCAGCGAGGAGUACUACGAGAAUGUGGGGAUGCCGCUGCAGGACAGUCAUUCGCCCUCCGGCAACUCGCCGGUCCAGUCGACACGGCGACGGAUGAGCAAUCGGCCGUCCAAAACCCCGUUGCAGGAUCGACCCCACAAGUGUCCGAAACCGGACUGUGAUCGGCGGUUUAGUCGGUCGGAUGAGUUGACAAGACAUAUUCGGAUACACACUGGUCAGAAACCCUUCCAGGUAAAAUUUUUAUUUUUUUACAAAAUUAAAAAAAAAAAAAAAAAAAAUUUUUAUUUUUCAUCACGUGCUUGAAAAAGACGUAUUUUACCCAACUUUUAAAUACAUCCAAGCCUUAAAAAUUCGUAUUUUACAAUGCAAUUUUCUCCGCACAGUGCAAAAAAAUUUUUUUUGAAAAAACAAAACCCGCACAGUGCGAAAUCUUUAGAUCAUUGAAACAUUGGAUUUUCAGCGACAUCAUCAAGUUUGAAAAAUUUCUUUAUAACUGUUAUCGUUUCUUUUUGCAAUCCGUAUUUUACAAACCCUCAAAAAUGUAAAACUUUUUCGCACAGUGCAUAAUUUGACUCUUCUAUUUUUCGCACCGUGCAAAAAAUUUUUUUGUUUUUUCUCGUGGUUUUGGAAAUUUAUACACGGAUGAUACAUCUUACUAUCUUAGACUGUCAAUUUCCAACGCAUUGCUUUCAAUUUUUAUGCCAAGAGUUUUGUACAGUGCGAGAUUUUUUAAUUUCUUAUUUUUGCACAGUGCAAUGCAAAUUUUGAACAAUUUUUUGGCGCAGUUCGAAAAAAUGCUACAUUUUUUGGUCAUUUAUGCCCUAAGGCAGACAAAAUAAACCUAGAACAUCCAAAAAAAAGGUCAAAUUUAUAGGAAACUACUGUAUUUUUUGAUUUUUAUUUUUCGCACAGUGCAGAAAUUUUCGAAAAAAACUGCCUAAAUUUCCUAUCCAAAAAAAAUUUUUUGACCCCCCAGAUUGUACUACAUCAUUUUUACACUUAAUAUUUUUAGUGUCGAAUCUGUUCCCGCUCGUUUUCGCGGUCCGACCAUCUCACAACGCACGUCCGAACCCACACCGGAGAAAAGCCCUUCACCUGCGACGUUUGUGGGCGCAAAUUCGCGCGCUCCGACGAACGGAAACGCCAUGCCAAGGUGCAUUCGAAGCAGAAGAAUGGCCGGAGGCAGUCGAUCUCGUCGGUGGGAAGUGGGUCCAGUCUGUCCAAUCUGCCAGGUAUGAAUGCUUCCAGCAUCUUCGAGGAGGCGCUGUCUGCUCUGUAGAUUCUUUUUGUUGUAAAAAUCUUGACUCAAUUCUGACUACUUCUUACCGGUUAUUUCGAAAUUUUGUCUUUGAAGAGUUUGAUUUUUUAUUUUAUGAAAUUCCUGUCAAUGCACAGUGCAGUAUUGAGAAAAUUUUUGCACAGUGCGAAAGGAAAAAAAUUAUUGCACAGUGCGGCGUGAAAAAGUUUGUCGCACUUUUUCUGCACUGUGCAAUUUGUCGCACUUUUUUUUGCACUGUGCAGUUUGUCGCAUCUUGGGUUGCACUGUGCAAUUUGUCGCACUUUUUUUGCACUGUGCAGUUUGUCGCAUUUUGGGUUGCACUGUGCAAUUUAUCGCUUCUUUCGCACAGUGCGAUCUUUUUUGGACCGCACUGUGCAAUAAUUUUUUUAGACCGCACUGUGCAUUAUUUUUUGGACCGCACUGUGCAAUAUUUUCUGGACUGCACUGUGCAAUGAUUUUCUUGGACCGCACUGUGCAAAACUCAAAAAUCAUUAAAUUUUUCAACGAAACAUGGAUUUUUAAUAAAAUUUUUUUCUAAAUAUUGCAUUUACUAGUCUUUUUCUAAAUUCUGAACGCACUGUUUGCUUUAAUUUUACUAGAAAUCUUACUGUAAUUUUGGAUUUUUCCUACUGUAAAAUUUUAAAAUUUUUUCCUUUCUAAUAUUGUAAAUCACUACCUUAUCUAGUCCUAACUUGUUCGAAAAUGAUUUUUUCCGUCUCUAGGGCUUGUUCUGUCCCGACUUUUUUGUGGAAUUUCGACUAACCACUGACUGUUUCUGUGUUUUUUAAGGUUUCGAACAAUAA